This is a messenger RNA of Verticillium nonalfalfae, 969 nucleotides long. RefSeq lists its product as uncharacterized. The record is from RefSeq and is a predicted model, not a curated record. Bases 1 to 969 code for a protein of 322 amino acids. NCBI's taxonomy places the organism in Eukaryota, Fungi, Ascomycota, Sordariomycetes, Glomerellales, Plectosphaerellaceae. The transcript has 2 exons.
AUGCCAGACGUCGACCCCGCCAUCAUCGAAGCCCUCGGCCUCACCCCCGAGCACACCAAGAUAACCUCCCACGGCGGCUCCGGCUUCUCCUCCACCUUCAAGCUGACCUCGACACUUAAUGGCAAGCCGAAACGCUACUUCGUCAAGACCGGCACAGGCACCGCCUCAGAGGUCAUGUUCCGCGGCGAGCACGCCUCCCUGAACGCCAUCGCCGCCGCUGUCCCCAGCUUCUGCCCGCGCGCCCACGCCCACGGCGCCCUCGCCAACAGCCCUGACCGCUUCUUCCUCGCUACCGACUUUCUCGACCUCGGCGCCUCCCAGUCCAUUGCAAGUUCAGGACUGUCCCUGGCGGCCAAGCUCGCAAAGCUGCACACGACGCCGGCGCCGACGCCGGAUGGGUUUGACGCCCCUGUUUUCGGCUUCCCCGUGACGACGUGCUGCGGCGCCACGCCGCAGCACAACACGUUCAAGACGUCAUGGGCGGACUUUUACGCCGAGAACAGGCUGCGGGCCAUCUGCCGCGCGGGUGUCAAGGCCAACGGGGCCGACGCCGAGCUCGAGGAGGCUGUGGAGAAGGUUGCUGGCGUCGUCACGCCGCGGCUGGUGGGCGAGAAGACGAUCGGGCCCAUCACGCCCGUUGUCGUGCAUGGCGAUCUCUGGAGCGGGAACCACGGCACGGGACGGAUCGAUGGGCAGGGACGCGCCGAGGAGGUCGUCUUUGAUGCGAGUGCCGUCUAUGGGCACUCUGAAUACGAACUGGGCAUCAUGCGCAUGUUUGGCGGGUUUGGCGGCGCAUUUUGGAACGAGUAUGAGGAGCUUGUGCCCAAGGCGGAGCCAAAGGCCGAAUGGGAAGAUCGCGUCAAGUUGUACGAACUAUACCAUCAUCUUAAUCACUAUGCCAUGUUCGGCGGGGGCUACCGUGGGGGGGCCAUGUCCAUUAUGAAGAAGCUCAUUUCGAAAUAUGGUUGA